ACGGGGACGUACCGUUACAUGGCACCUGAGCUUGCCGAUCGCGCUUGUGCUCCCAAUGAGCAGACAGACGUGUACAGCAGUGCGAUCAUCAUGUGGGAGAUCUGCACGGGCAUGAUGGCGUUCUCUCAUGCCAUCCACCUGCUGGCCGAUGAGAAUGUGAGGAAAUUUCUUCGACCUCCUGUUGAUAGGAUUGGAUGGGUGCCGCUGAUCAACGUGAUUGAAGCUGCUUGGCAUCAGGAGCCCUCUCGACGUCCGACAGCCUCAAUGAUUUGCGAUCAACUUCAAGGGCUGAUCAAGCAA
Guillardia theta CCMP2712 is the source of this 300-nucleotide messenger RNA. RefSeq lists its product as hypothetical. The record is from RefSeq and is a predicted model, not a curated record. Gene Ontology annotation, biological process: protein phosphorylation. Gene Ontology annotation, molecular function: ATP binding; protein kinase activity. Lineage: Eukaryota; Cryptophyceae; Pyrenomonadales; Geminigeraceae. The transcript has a single exon. The annotation marks the transcript as partial.